AUGAAGCUACUUCGUGAGUUGCUCCGUGAGACACUCCCAGAAAUUGCUAACGGAUCAUUUUCAAUUAUUCUUCAGAAAUUGACUAGGAUUACGGAGUCUGAUGAUAUUGAAGCGAUUCUGAUUCUGAUUCUGAAGAUUCUGAAUGAAGGUUCAUCCGAUAAUUUAGUAGCACAAGAGAUCAUUCCCGAUGCUCUAACACGAGCAGCAACUCGCGCAGAAAACGAAUUAAAUCUUGUAGUCUUGCUAAUUUACCACACUCUUUUGAUUUCUGGAAGCGAUGAAACGAAUAUAGAACAAUCCCCAUUUACUCAACGACCAGCAGUUAUUGAAUGCACUAGAAGCCGAGAAAAAUCAGUCGCCGUUCGAUCUCGCUUGGAGUUCGAAAUCGAAGUUAUCGUUCUUCAUAGAGCCGCUUCUUGCAUCACAACAUUCACACUUUAA
This is a messenger RNA of Botrytis fragariae, 441 nucleotides long. RefSeq lists its product as uncharacterized. Bases 1 to 441 code for a protein of 146 amino acids. The record is from RefSeq and is a predicted model, not a curated record. The transcript has 3 exons. Lineage: Eukaryota; Fungi; Ascomycota; Leotiomycetes; Helotiales; Sclerotiniaceae.